CAUGAGACGGCAGUGAAGUGAUAACCACGCUCCUAAGCUGCCUCUGCUACUCAAUUCUCAUCGUCUCCGCCUAUUUCUUCCUCAACCUUUCUCGCUGGCGUACUUAGACGCUGAACCCUAACCUUUUUUUAUCUUUCCAUUUACCACUUUUAUAUAUCAAUCAAUCAAUCAAUACACUUCGGUCCUUCGGAUUUGAUUUUGCGCCGAAAAAAUACAUAUAUAUAUAUAUAUACCCGGUGUUUACCGCCAUGAAAGUACCAGAAACCGACCCUGUCACUCUUUCAGAGCACCUCGUCUCUUCGUUGCUUGACCAAAUCCCACUCAUUACCAACUUCAGAGGCAAAUGGGCUAUCAUCAAAACAAAGCUCCUUCAUCUCCAAACGCAGCUUCAAGAUUUCAACGACUUUUCAACUGCUACCUCCAAUCCACUCUGUCUCGACCACCUUUACUCCAUCUCUCACACCCUCAACGACGCCGUUUCUGUUGCCCAGAAAUGUCAAAGCGUUAAUUUAACCCAAGGCAAGCUCAAGACCCAGAGUGAUGUUGACUCUGUUUUGGCCAAAUUAGAUCGACACGUCAACGACUUUGACGUUUUGAUUAAAAGUGGAGUUCUCCAAGAUGGUGCUGUUUUGUCAGGUUCUGCUUCGAAGAGGGAGACCGUGAGAGCAGAGUCGAGGAACUUGAUAACUCGGUUGCAGAUUGGAACCACCGAGUCGAAGAACUCGGCGAUCGACUCACUUUUGGCGAUUUUACAAGAAAAUGAUAAGAAUGUGAUGAUCGCAGUGGCUCAAGGUGUAGUACCGGUUCUUGUUAAGUUAUUGGACUCAAGCUCCUUGGAAAUGAAAGAGAAAACCGUUGCUGCGGUCUCUAGGGUUGCGACGGUUGAUAGUAGCAAACAUGUGUUGAUUGCUGAAGGUUUGUUGCUGCUAAAUCACUUGCUUCGUGUUCUUGAAUCAGGAAGUGGGUUUGCAAAAGAACGAGCUUGUGUUGCUUUACAAGCUUUGAGUUAUUCUAAAGAAAAUGCGAGAGCAAUUGGAUGUAGAGGUGGAAUUUCUUCUUUAUUAGAGAUUUGUCAAGGUGGAACGCCUGGUUCACAGGCUUUUGCUGCUGGGGUUUUGAGGAAUCUUGCUGGGGUUAGUGAAAUAAGGGAUAAUUUUAUUGAGGAGCAUGCCAUUGCGGUACUGCUUGGCCUUGCGGCUUCUGGAACUGCAAUUGCACAAGAAAAUGCAAUUGGGUGUCUGUGUAAUUUGGUUUCGGAUGAUGAAAGUUUGAAGCUUUUGAUUGUUAAAGAGGGAGGUAUCGAGUCUUUGAAGAAUUACUGGGAUUCAAUUGCAAAUUUUAGUAGUCUUGAAGUGGCUGUUGAGUUGGUAAGGCAUUUGUGUUCAUGUCAUCCCAUUGCCGAAGUUUUAGUUUCUGAUGGGUUUGUUGUUAGGCUUGUGAAUGCAUUGAAUUUUGAGGUAUUGGGUGUGAGAGUUGCGGCCGCUCAGGCUGUUUAUGAGAUGGGGAUUAGUUCUAAGAUAAGGAAAGAACUGGGUGAAUGUGGGUGCAUUGGACCUUUGAUUAAGAUGCUGGAUGGUAAGGCUGUGGAAGAGAAAGAAGCUUCUGCAAAAGCAUUGUCAAUGCUUGUGUUGUAUGCAGGAAAUAGAAGAGUUCUUCGCAAGGAUGAGAGAGGGAUAUUGAGUUUAGUUCAGUUGUUGGAUCCUCUGAUCCAAAAUUUGGAUAAGAAAUACCCUGUUGCUGUAUUGGCUGCUCUUCUUCAUUGUAACAAGUGCAGGAAACGAAUGGUUACGGCUGGUGCUUGUGCACACUUGCAGAAACUUGUUGAAAUGGAUGUUGAGGGUGCUAAGAAACUUUUGGAAAGUCUUGGACGUGCUAAGAUUUGGGGUGUUUUCGCUCGGCCGUGAAAAUUGAAGAGAUCUUCAACUGGUUGCAAUAUGGAACAAUUUACAAGGAGGUCUCUUGUAGUUAUGCAGAAUUCGGUUCAUCUGUUAAAGAUUUCGAUGCCGUGUGAACUGCCCGUUAAAAUCCUCCAACAAACGUCUCUGUGGAAUUAAUAGUUACCUACACUGGUAAUAAAUUACUCUUCCCCUGGUCCAUAUUUUAUAGUGUCAAUAUUCUGGGUCCCAAAUAAUUGAACUCAUUUAUAUUAUAUCGUAUGUUUUUCCAAUAUGAGUAUUGAUUGAUAUUCUGGCAAUUAUUUUAGACAAGUUUGGUGGGAUGCAUAAUAUGGAAGAGAAUAUCUAAAAUUUCUGGUUCUAAACCAUGUGCACAUGUUCCUGAGCAUGUGCAUUUGCUUGCAGAUAUCUCCAUUUCUGUUGGCGGUUACCUAGCAAGCAAGGAUCUACAACUAUUUUGUUUGCAUAAUUGCGUUUGCCCAAAGCAACUACUAAGCGGUUCAGUCCUCUUCCGUGUUUUGUGACGACUUUUUAGGAUAUGUUGACCUUUUUCAAUUACUUAAUUCAGUUCUAUAUUUGACAAGUUGAAUCUUUUUUAGUGAAAUAAAAAUUCAUGGAGGCUUUGUAUGGUACAA
Mangifera indica (mango) is the source of this 2530-nucleotide messenger RNA. RefSeq lists its product as uncharacterized. The transcript is spliced from 2 exons. The record is from RefSeq and is a predicted model, not a curated record. Gene Ontology annotation, molecular function: protein binding. NCBI's taxonomy places the organism in Eukaryota, Viridiplantae, Streptophyta, Magnoliopsida, Sapindales, Anacardiaceae. The coding region runs from base 249 to 1904 and encodes 551 amino acids.